Molecule: messenger RNA, 2274 nt
Organism: Cynocephalus volans (Philippine flying lemur)
Lineage: Eukaryota; Metazoa; Chordata; Mammalia; Dermoptera; Cynocephalidae
Gene: TM2D1
Product: TM2 domain containing 1
Exons: 7
Coding region: 13-633 (206 amino acids)
Biological process (GO): apoptotic signaling pathway
Molecular function (GO): G protein-coupled receptor activity; amyloid-beta binding
Source: RefSeq, a predicted model, not a curated record
CCAGUGUCCAACAUGGCGGCUGCCUGGACCUCUGGGCUGGCAGCCCCGGGGGCUGUGGCCGCCCAGCUCCUCGGAGUCCUAUGGGUCGUGUCAGUCACCACGGGACCUUGGGGGGCUGCCGCCACCGCCGGCAGCGAGGAGACGCUUAAGUGCGAGGACCUAAAAGUGGGACAAUAUAUUUGUAAAGAUCCAAAAAUAAAUGAUGCUACGCAAGAACCAGUUAACUGUACAAACUACACAGCUUAUGUUCCAUGUUUUCCAGCACCCAACAUAACUUGUAAGGAUUUCAGUGGCAAUGAAACACAUUUUACUGGAAAUGAAGUUGGUUUUCUCAAGCCAAUAUCUUGCCGAAAUGUAAAUGGCUAUUCAUACAAAGUGGCAGUUGCAUUGUCUCUUUUUCUUGGAUGGUUGGGAGCAGAUCGAUUUUACCUUGGAUACCCUGCCUUGGGUUUGUUAAAAUUUUGCACUGUAGGGUUUUGUGGAAUUGGAAGCCUAAUUGAUUUCAUUCUUAUUUCAAUGCAGAUUGUUGGACCUUCAGAUGGAAGUAGUUACAUUAUAGAUUAUUAUGGAACCAGACUUACAAGACUGAGCAUUACUAAUGAAACAUUUAGAAAAACACAGUUAUAUCCAUAAAUAUUUUUAAAAAGAAACAGAUUUGAGUCUCCUUGAUUUUAACUGCCAGUAUGUGGAUUUCCAGAUUUUCCUUUUUCCUUCUUCACAUACCACUUUAUGGAUUCUAUAUAAUUUUUUUCAUUGUGGUUAUUUUUGUUAAAAGUAUAUUAUUCUGAGAUUUAUUUAAUAGGACUUUCUUUGAGAGCUGUUUAUUAGGUCUUUGAGGCUACUGUCUCUAUGAGAUAGAGAGCUUAUUACUCUGAAAUUCUUUAAUGUCUUUUUACAAAGGCAAGUUGCCACUUGUCAUUUUUGCUUCUGAAAAAUAAAAAUAUAGCUUAUUCACAUUUUUUGUGCUUUAUAAUUAAGAAAACCUUCCUAAAUGUUGAAUGUAGCUGUCUUCUGCAUUUUAAUCCUUCAAAGCAGUUCAUCCAUGGUAUGAACAAAUACCGUGUAUAUUGGAUGGGGCUGCAGUCUUUGUUUAUCACAACCUACCUGGUUUUCUGCAGCUUUGAGAUCUGUCUUUGCCGUGGUAUCCAAGGAACUAAAGAUCAUCAAGGAAUCUGAAACCUUGAGGCAACAUGAGUACUUCUGGCAUCGAUUCAGGCCUCUAAAGUGUGAACUUUUACUUUUUUUGCUUUGGGAGUGAUGCACUAGAUUUUGGAAGACCAGAUACUGACUCAUCUAGCUCACUGUGGUUAUAUUUGGAGCUGGAUGGACAAGGUGGAAACACCAAACAGAUGAUUAAUGUCUUCCAUCUGUCAGCACCACCAGGCAGAUGCCAGCACAGGUGCCUUAAGUGAUGCACCAGUGUCUGAAGGAAGCAGCACCUGUACAUUAGCACCUAGUUUUUCUUACCAUGUUCAAGAGGUUUUGAGAAGAUGGAAAUACACGAAAUGUUAUGUCCCCAUAAUAUGAAUACUAUCCCACUCUUUCUUUAGUGAAAGACAUACCAGUUUCAAAAUUACUAGGGUCUGGGCUCCUCAAGAGUAAAAAUCAUAAAUUUUUAUCACUCAUUUUCCUCAAAACUGUAUAGUCUAAUUCACCUCAUAAUAUGUUAGUAAUUCAGUAAUACCUUCUCCAGUUGAUGGGAAAUUAUUAAAUAUUGAUGAAGUGAAUUGUUCCUAAUAAGCAGUAGGACCAUCUCUGAUUGAUUCAUUAAUUAAAUGUGGUCUAGCAUGUGGGAGGCACUGUUCUAUGUGGGGAUGCAGCAGUAAAGAAGACACAAAAUCCCAGCCGUUUAGGAGCUUAUAUUCUCUUAGGAUCCACUUUCUCACAGCAAUGAUAUUUUUGGUCACAGAAAAGUCAAUUGGUAAAUGCCCAUUUUCUAGUAUUCCCUAGUUCCUGUAGGUUGCAGACAGUGCUUUGAAGUUUACUUCAGUAAUACCUAAGCCCAGAUUUUAAAAGUCAUAAGUUUACAGUCACGUAAGUUCAAUUAUAUGUGAAAUACCUGCAGUCAAAUUAUGAAAAGUAAUCUUGAUUCUUGCAUAAUCGUUAGUCAUUAACUUGGCCAGGUGUAAAGUCUGUUUCAAAGCAGAUGCUUCUUAAAGUAUUUAUUCAAAUAAGCUAUGCCCUGAAAGGGUUGUUAAGUUUAGAAAUAAAGUCACUUCACAAUAUUAUUAAACCUUUAGACUUUAUUUUCACUAUAGUUUCCUAACUUUACAC